CAGGCUUUCAGCUCACACAGCUUUCACAACACAUACAUAGCCAUAGCCAUUGAGAAAUGAUCGUGUGGCUGCCAGAAACCUGAGAUCUCAAUUUCCGACGCCGAUAACUCCUUCUAUCCAAUUUCCUUUUCCUUUUCAUACAGAUACGUAGUUAGGGUUUAUAUGGCUUCGGAGACUAAGAUCGUCAAUCUGGCCGAGGAGGCCAAGCUCGCCAGAGAAGGCGUCAAAGCUCCCAGUUAUGCAGUUAUGACCAUCUGCAAGUCCCUCGUCGCCGGUGGAUUCGCCGGAGGAGUAUCACGAACAGCAGUUGCUCCCCUGGAACGGUUGAAAAUUUUGCUACAGGUCCAGAAUCCCCACAACAUAAAAUACAAUGGAACAAUUCAAGGUCUAAAAUAUAUAUGGAGAACUGAAGGUUUUCGUGGACUGUUCAAAGGGAAUGGUACCAAUUGUGCUCGAAUUGUCCCUAAUUCUGCAGUGAAAUUCUUCAGUUAUGAGCAAGCUUCCAAAGCUAUACUACGUCUGUAUCAGCAGAAAACUGGAAAUGAGGAUGCUCAGCUGACUCCUCUUUUACGCCUUGGGGCUGGAGCAUGUGCUGGAAUAAUUGCCAUGUCUGCAACUUAUCCGAUGGACAUGGUUCGAGGCAGGAUAACUGUACAGACAGAGAAGUCCCCUUACCGGUACAGAGGAAUGUUCCAUGCUCUGUCAACUGUGCUUAGGGAAGAAGGUCCACGUGCUUUAUAUAAGGGCUGGCUUCCUUCAGUCAUUGGAGUUAUUCCUUAUGUGGGUCUCAACUUUGCUGUGUACGAGUCUAUGAAGGAUUGGUUAAUUACAUCCAAAUCAUUUGGUCUAGCUCAAGAUUCUGAGUUGAGUGUGACAACUCGCCUGGCAUGUGGUGCUGCUGCUGGAACUGUUGGACAAACUGUUGCUUACCCUCUUGAUGUCAUUCGUCGAAGAAUGCAGAUGGUGGGCUGGAACCAUGCUGCUUCUGUUGUAACUGGUGAUGGAAGAGGCAAGGUACCACUGGAAUACACUGGCAUGAUUGACGCAUUCAGGAAAACUGUUCGGUAUGAGGGAUUUGGUGCAUUAUACAAAGGUUUGGUGCCCAAUUCUGUAAAGGUGGUCCCAUCCAUAGCAAUUGCGUUUGUAACAUAUGAGGUGGUGAAGGACAUUUUAGGAGUGGAGAUGAGAAUAUCGGACUGAAGCCAAUCCGCAUGAUGUGGUUGCCUCCUGUUGUUUUUUUUGUAGGCAAGAGGAUGCAGAGAUGAUAAAUUAGGGCUAUUUUCUCUUUUUUCAUCUCUCAAUAGAAUUAUUUAGAAAGCACUUGAGCUAGUGUCUAUAAAUUAAUUCUCUUGUUUCCAAUUUAUAUUUCCUUGUGAACAUGCUGUAGCAUUCAGCUUCUUAUUCAUCUUCUAUGGCAAUAAGUGUCGUGAGAAAACAAUGCAAGGACAUGUGCUUGGUUUUCUGCACGAGUGAAGAAAACAUUUUUAUUGGUGGAAUAUUCAGUGACUGAUUACUGAUGCCCCUCCCUACCCUCAUCUUAGAAAGCGUGUUUGUUACUACAUUUGCAUUGUCU
Molecule: messenger RNA, 1573 nt
Organism: Gastrolobium bilobum
Lineage: Eukaryota; Viridiplantae; Streptophyta; Magnoliopsida; Fabales; Fabaceae
Product: mitochondrial adenine nucleotide transporter ADNT1-like
Exons: 8
Coding region: 163-1200 (345 amino acids)
Biological process (GO): transmembrane transport
Source: RefSeq, a predicted model, not a curated record